Molecule: messenger RNA, 705 nt
Organism: Pelodiscus sinensis (Chinese soft-shelled turtle)
Lineage: Eukaryota; Metazoa; Chordata; Testudines; Trionychidae
Source: RefSeq, a predicted model, not a curated record
GCUUGCCCCCCCGCCGCGGGGAGAGGCCGCCACCCCGCUGCACCCGCCUCCGGUAUCCUCAGUCUCUUGUUCCCCAUUCCACCCAGUGCCCCUGGCAAGCUGAGCAGGCUGCAGUGUCUACCUCUUCACCAGCCUGCAGGAGGCUGCAGAAUGACAUCCAUGUUUUGCUCCAGGUUAUCCCAUCUUCCUAUGGGACAGGAAAGGAAAAUGACUGAGCUGGAGUCAUUUCAGGGGCCGGUGCCCUUCAAGGAGGUGGCUGUGUAUUUCACCUGGGAAGAGUGGACUCUGCUGGACCCCACUCAGAGAGCCCUCUACAAAGCCGUCAUGCAGGAGAACUAUGAGAACGUGACCUCGCUGGGCUGCGGAAUGACAUCCAUGUGUUGCUCCAGGCCAUCCUGCCCUCCUAUGGGACGGGGACGGGCCAUGGCAGCCCUGGAAUCGGUUCAGGGGGCUGUGACCUUCGAGGAGGUGGCUGUGCAUUUCACUGAAGAAGAGUGGACUUUGCUGGACCCAGGUCAGAGAGCCCUCUACAGAGACGUCAUGCAGGAGAACUACGAGAACGUGACUUCGCUGGACUUUCCAGUCUCUAAUCCUGAUGCAGUCUCUCAGCUGGAAGAAGGGGAACAACUGUGGGUCCUGGAUCUCCAGGGCACCGAGAAAAAAGAGAUACUGAGAGGCUCCUACGCAGCAGGUGACAUGAGGGUG